This is a messenger RNA of Closterium sp. Naga37s-1, 3252 nucleotides long. The record is from the annotation of a GenBank genome assembly. NCBI's taxonomy places the organism in Eukaryota, Viridiplantae, Streptophyta, Zygnematophyceae, Desmidiales, Closteriaceae.
AUGUCCAGCAGUCGGUUAUUGGACCUUUUCAAGAUUCUAUCUGCGACUUAUCUUCCCCCACGCCUCCAGAAGCGCAACUGGGGAACCAACUGCUGCCUGUUGUCCAUGCCCAUCCUCAUGUGCGUGCUGCUCAAGGUCCUCGAAAUCGCCAUCAACGCAAUCCUCAGCGGCCCGGACUACCGCUGCGGUUGCAUCUGCACGGCCACGGGGCAGAACAACACGGACUCGUGCUCCGAUCCUAGUCAGCAGACGAAACGCAACUGGGGAACCAACUGCUGCCUGGUGUCCAUGCCCAUCCUCAUGUGCGUGCUGCUCAAGGUCCUCGAGAUUGCCAUCAACGCCAUCCUCAGCGGCCCGGACUACCGCUGCGGCUGCAUCUGCACGGCCACGGGGCAGAACAACACGGACUCGUGCCCCGAUCCUAGUCAGCAGACGUGCGGCCCGCAGUAUUCCAACAACAAGCAGACCGCCUUCUGCGCCGUGCCGAACCCGUACAUGUACCCCGCCAUGGUCCAGGUGCCCACCCAGUACUUUCGGGCAGUCCUAACGCAGCAGAAUAAUUAUCCGGGCCUGCCAGACGCCUCCUGCCGCUCAGCAUCAAACCUCAACCAAUCAUGCCCGGCCAUUUUCCUCUACACGGGCCAGAACCAGACGCUUGCCAACGCCAUGGGCGCGUAUCUAACAAGCCCCUUCGACCUCAAGGCAUGGCAGACCAUGCCAGGUGUCAACAUCUCCACGGGUAGCUCCAGCUCCGCGCCGCCCACUCCGCCGCCCGCGGCGCCUGCUGCGCCCGCAGCUCCUCCCCCCCCUCUUCCCGGCAGCACGAUCAAGUACAAUGGAACUGCGUCUCUCGCUCCUUACCUCUACAAUUUCGCUACGCUCGAGCUGGGCACGAACGCGUCUCUGACGCUGACGCUGAUCAUAGAGCCGGCGUUGACGCCCAUCACAGACGACCCCAGCAAGCUCUACCUGCUGCAGCCCAACUGCUCUUCUCCAACCGUGCUGCAGACGCCCCUCAACUUCUCCUUCGGCGGCUUCACUAAAGAACCCCUGCAGCUGUCCUGUGUGCCCACGUCACCGCUGUGGCGAGCAAGCUCGGCAGCGAUCGACAACGAGUUGUACAACGGGUUUUACCAGGCACAGACGGCACUCUAUGGCGGAGAUGCCACCAGCAACGAGUACGCCGGAGCGUUUGACUUCAACACCACGUCAGCCAAGCAGUUCAACACCACGGUCUAUUUCAACUCCACCUAUGCGGGAGCCGGCCAGGGGCCCAGGUCUGCCGUGCGCUUCCCCAAGGUCAUGAACAUGGCCACCAACGCGUACCUCCAGGCGGUGUUCAGCGCAGCAGCGGAGCUCCCGCUGCUAUUCGUGAAGGACUUCCCCAAGGGCUCCACGCGCCUCACCCUCGACUUUGCCUCCAUCAUCGGCCCGCUCUUCUUCAUGUGGAUCCUGCUCCUGCUCUUCCCGGUGUGUGUGGGGUACCUGGUGUACGAGAAGGAGAAGAACCUACGCAUGAUGAUGAAGAUGCAUGGGCUGGGAGACAGCGCCUACUGGCUCAUCUCCUAUGCCUACUUCUUCCUCCUCUCCUUCAUCUACAUCCUCUUCUUCGUCCUCUUCGGCUCCCUCAUCGGGCUUAAGUUCUUCCGGAUCAACAACUACGGCUUGCAGUUCAUCUUCUAUUUCGUCUUUGGCAACUGGCAGAUCGGCUUUGCCAUUCUCGUCGCCACCUUCUUCAAAUUCACCAAGACCGCCUCGGUGGUUGCGUACCUCUAUGUGUUUGGGGGCGGCCUCUUGAGUCAGUUUCUCGUUGGGUAUUUCCUCGAAGUCCCCGACUUUCCAGCCGGAGCGCUGUUUGCCAUACAGCUCAUCCCACCGUUCGCGUGCUACCGCGGGCUGUACGAGUUCGCCCAGUCCGCCUUUAUCGGCGCCUACCAGGCCACUUCCGGCACGCUCACCUUCAGCAACGCGGGCGAGUAUGGCUUCUGGGGCGCCGUGGGCAUCAUGGCUGUUGAGUGGGUCAUCUUCCUGCUGCUCGGACUCUACCUGGAUCAGGUGGUGCCAACUGGCGGCGGGUCGGGGAAGCAUCCGCUCUUCUUCCUGGACGGCAUCAGGGGGCGCCACAAGCACGGCAACACGCUCUCCAGGGCCUCCCGCUCCCACCGCGCCUCCGCCAAAGGCGCAGUCGAGGCGGAGAAGGAGCGAGAGGAUGUCAUGGCAGAGCGAGAGUUGGUGCAGCAGCUGCUCCAGAGGGACCAGCUAGACCACGGCUAUUCGAUCGUCUGUGACAACAUGAAGAAAGUCUACCCCGGGAGGGACGGCAACCCGCCGAAGCUGGCGGUUCGGGCCAUGUCGCUGGCGCUGGCUCGGGGCGAGUGCUUCGGCAUGCUGGGGCCGAACGGGGCGGGCAAGACGACGUGCAUCCACAUGAUGAUUGGACUCGUGAAGCCGAGCUCAGGGACAGCGUUCAUAGAGGGGAAGGACAUUCUGGAGGAGAUGGACGAUGUUUACACCAUCAUGGGCGUGUGCCCGCAGCACGAUCUGCUAUGGGAGCAGCUGACCGGCAGGGAGCACCUCUACUUCUACGGGCGCCUCAAGAACCUGCACGGGCAGGCACUGCAGCAAGCGGUUCUGGAGUCUCUCAAAAGCGUCAACCUGCUGGCGGGGGGUGCUGCGGACAAGAAGGCCGGCAAAUACAGCGGAGGCAUGAAGAGGCGGCUGUCGGUCGCCAUCUCCCUCAUCGGCAAGCCCCCUGUGGUCUACAUGGACGAGCCCAGCACGGGCCUGGACCCGGCAUCGCGCUACAACCUGUGGGCCGUGGUCAAGGAGGCCAAGAAGGACUCGGCUAUCGUGCUCACCACCCACUCCAUGGAGGAAGCAGAGGCUCUGUGUGACCGUCUGGGCAUAUUCGUGGACGGCCAGUUUGAGUGCAUCGGGAACCCGAGGCAGCUGACGUCGCGGUACGGCGGGUCGUUUGUCUUUACUGUCACCACGCCGGCCGAAGAGGAGGAGGCGGCUGCUGAGCUGGCGAAGUCGCUCUCGCCCAAUGCCAAGAAGGUCUACAGCCUCGCGGGCACGCAAAAGUUUGAGCUGCCCACUGCAGAUGUGAACAUGGCAGACGUGUUUGCAACAGUAGCCGAGGCCAAGGCACGGAUAUCGAUACGCGCGUGGGGCAUUGCCAACACAACCCUGGAAGACGUGUUCAUCAGCAUCGCCAAGGAGGCUCAGGGCGCUCAUGCUGCUCUGUCUUAG